AUGGAAAUAUGCAUCUCCCCCUAUUUGCCACAUUUGAUCUGGCUUUGGGGCAAAGGGCUCUCUCCGAUUCAGACACGGAAGGUUGUGUUUCCGAGGUUGUUUGGCUCUCUGGGUAGAAGGGCUCUCUCCGAUUCAGAAUUGGAAGACAAGUGGCUGGACGAAUGCUCUGAUGAGGAGGAGGAAGGGUGGGAGGAUGAAGGCGAUGAAGGGGGAGGAUCGGAUGAAAUCCCAGCGGCUGAGACGGGAGAACCUGUGGCUUUGCAGACACUAGAAGAGUUGAGAGGCCUCAUGACUCUUGGCGUGGAAACGACAUCGUGUUUACGCGUUGAAUAUAGGGGUUUUAUGCUUCUGUUGCUGUUGACAAUCAGCACGCAGGAGCUGGCUUUGUAUGGGAUCCAUUCAACUCCCGAAGUAGAGGUGGAGCGGCAGAGGACAUUGGAUUUCAUUGUGGAGAAGGGACGAAGGGCUCUGGCAGAACUAGAUGUUUGUGACCAGAGCUCGAAUGCUGCAAGCAAAGCGGAAGGGAUGUUAAAAAUCUUGGAGGAAUUUAGGACUCCCCGACCAGGGUCAAACGCUGGGGAGCUGGCUGUGCAAGCAAAACUCUCCGAGUAUAGAAUUUCACAGUGUAGAGACUCACUGCAACAGCUGCAACAUUGGGUGCAAAACUCCCUUCCGAUCCCUGAAGCUGUAAGCAAGCGAGCCCUCAGAAUUGUUAUUAGUACGAGAAUAGCAGGAAAAUCAAAAAUCAUGGGACACAUGAAUACGAAGUCCUGGGUGGAGGAGCUGCAACGGCAGCAUAAUUUCUUUGAGAUUAUCGAACCACGCCCCCAAGGUACACGGUUAACUCCCCGUACAUCAUUCAGAAAGGAAAUUCGAAGAGUGGAGAAGAGUUAUACAAGACUUGCAAGAUUACUAGCUGAAGACGUCAGAGCCGCUCUGAACCAGCAGCCAGCGGAACUGCGCCUGAAGGGGCAGCAUCAGCAAGGGGAGCAUCGACAGCAGCAGGACCGGCAAUCGCUCCAGCCGCAACAUCAUCAAUUGACCCAACAGACUGCCGUGAACAUUGCUGGAACUGGCUCCGUCCUCCGACCUGCUGAGGAACCGGCCAAUCUAGGAAAUUUUGUAGGCGUAAUGUCUUCGCAUGCUUCCCGGUACCCUCCUCAUGCUCGCCACCGACCCAUGCGGACACGAAUGCCCUCUUGGCUACGCCCUCCCAUGCGUCAAUCCACUCAGCCUCCCCGGCACGACCCGCGACAGCAUAGUCCCCCCACCCAUCCAGAGCGUUGGUAUCUGCCCCAUUGUCCCGUGGGCAUCGGUCCUCCUCUCGACCCGCUGAUCCUUCUACGGCUGUGCAGAGCUAUUUCGACAUUCCACGUCCGCCGACACUGCCCACUCAGCACCAGAGUGGUUAUCCCCAAAUGA
This is a messenger RNA of Eimeria mitis, 1422 nucleotides long. RefSeq lists its product as uncharacterized. The record is from RefSeq and is a predicted model, not a curated record. Lineage: Eukaryota; Apicomplexa; Conoidasida; Eucoccidiorida; Eimeriidae.